CACCGUCACUUCCCCGGCCGCCAUCUUGUCGGGGCUGAGGCAGCGCCCGCCCGCCCCGAGCGCCGACCCGCCAUGGCCAACAACAGCCCCGCGGUGGCGAACUGCCAGGGGCAGCAGGCGGCCCAGCACCCGCCCGGCGCCGUCCCGCCCGUGCAGCAGCCGCUGCAGAGCGGGGGCCCCAAGCCGGCGGCCUCGGGCAAGCAGGGCAACGUGCUGCCGUUGUGGGGCAACGAAAAGACCAUGAACCUGAACCCCAUGAUCCUCACCAACAUCCUCUCGUCGCCCUACUUCAAGGUGCAGCUCUACGAGCUCAAGACCUACCACGAAGUGGUGGACGAGAUCUAUUUCAAGGUUACGCAUGUUGAACCAUGGGAAAAAGGCAGCAGGAAAACAGCAGGCCAGACAGGGAUGUGUGGAGGGGUGCGUGGUGUUGGAACUGGAGGAAUUGUGUCUACUGCAUUUUGUCUGCUCUAUAAAUUAUUUACACUGAAGCUUACUCGUAAGCAAGUGAUGGGCCUUAUCACUCAUACAGACUCCCCAUAUAUUAGGGCUCUUGGAUUUAUGUAUAUUAGGUACACACAGCCACCUACAGAUCUAUGGGACUGGUUUGAAUCCUUUCUUGAUGAUGAGGAGGACCUGGAUGUGAAGGCAGGUGGGGGUUGCGUUAUGACCAUAGGGGAGAUGCUUCGUUCCUUCCUCACUAAGCUUGAAUGGUUUUCCACGUUGUUUCCAAGAAUUCCUGUGCCAGUCCAGAAAGCCAUUGACCAGCAAAUUAAAAGCAGACCUAGAAAAAUCAAGAAAGAUGGCAAGGAGGGGAUGGAAGAAAUAGACCGGCAUGCAGAGCGUAGACGUUCAAGGUCUCCAAGACCAAGAUCCAUCAGUCCCAGGAGGUCUCCCAGAAGAUCCAGAAGCAGAAGUCACCAUCGGGAAGGCCAUGGAUCAUCUAGUUUUGAUAGAGAACUAGAAAGAGAAAGAGAACGGCAGAGAUUAGAACGUGAAGCAAAGGAGAGAGAAAAAGAAAGGCGGAGAUCUCGAAGUACCGAUCGCUCACUAGAGCGGAGACGAAGCAGAAGCAGGGACAGAUACAGAAGCCGGAGUCGAAGUCGUGACAGGAAAGGAGAUAGAAGAGACAGGGACAGGGAGAGAGAGAAAGAAAAUGAACGGAGUCGGAAAAAAGAGAGAGAUCAUGAUAAGGAAAGAGGUAGUGAGAGGGAAAAAGAUCGAUCUAGAGAAAGGUCAAAAGAAAGGAAAAGUAAGGGUGACACAGAGGAGAGAAGACACAAGGAUGACAAAGAUGAGAAAAAACAUCGCGAUGACAAGAGGGAUUCCAAAAAAGAGAGAAAGCAUAGUAGAAGUCGAAGCCGGGAAAGAAAGCAUAGGAGUAGGAGCCGAAGCAGGAACACAGGUAAGCGCAGCAGAAGCCGGAGCAAAGAAAAAUCAAGUAAACAUAAAAAUGAAAAUAAGGAGAAGUCAAAUAAACGAAGUAGAAGCAGAAGCAGAGGAAGAACAGAUAGUGUUGAGAAGUCCAGGAAACGCGAUCAGAGUCCCAGCAAAGAAAAAUCUAGGAAGCGUAGCAGAAGCAAAGAACGUUCCCACAAACAUGAUCACAGUGAUAGCAAGGACCAUUCUGACAAACAUGAUCGUCGAAGGAGCCAAAGUACAGAACGAGAGAGCCAAGAAAAGCAACAGAAAAACAAAGAUGAGACUGUGUGAAUUCUUUCGGAAGUGGAUCACAUUGAAUCCUAUAAAUGUUUGAUUAAAUCCUGCUUAUUUUUUCUUAAAGUUGAGAUUGUGCAGUAGUUGAUGAGCACUCUUCUCCAACCUCCCUCUAGGCUGCAGAUUGUCAUUUCCUAUUUCGGGUAGGGAAGUGCCUUUGUAAACCCAUUCAAUGCAUUGACGGUUUCAAACCAUUAGUUUAGUUUAAUUUGUAAUGCGGAGAUUGUUCUUGCAUUUUUAUUGUUCAGAUGUUUCUGAAAUGUACAGUCUGUACAUAUGUCCUGAAAAUGUUUUAAUUCCUUUGGCAUGGUUGCCAUGUUGGUUAAAUUUGUAUGAGGCAAUAAACUGCCACUAAUUAUA
Molecule: messenger RNA, 2076 nt
Organism: Oenanthe melanoleuca
Lineage: Eukaryota; Metazoa; Chordata; Aves; Passeriformes; Muscicapidae
Gene: PRPF38B
Product: pre-mRNA processing factor 38B
Exons: 6
Coding region: 73-1713 (546 amino acids)
Cellular component (GO): precatalytic spliceosome
Source: RefSeq, a predicted model, not a curated record